Molecule: messenger RNA, 676 nt
Organism: Schistocerca gregaria
Lineage: Eukaryota; Metazoa; Arthropoda; Insecta; Orthoptera; Acrididae
Exons: 3
Coding region: 155-532 (125 amino acids)
Source: RefSeq, a predicted model, not a curated record
GAUAUGAGUUCUUUGGUGAUGUAGCGGUUGUUUCAAUAGUUACAUCAGUGCAUCCGGCGUCGCCAGCAACAUUUUGGCCACUCAUCUAAAUUAAAAGUUUUAAUCGAACAUCUUUUUGGCUUUAAGGAAAUCUGUAAAAGUAUCGUACACCAUCAUGCCUGGAUACUGUGUACCUCGUUGUAAUCCUGCCCGUUGCACGCAAUGUUAUAACAUGACAUGUUGCCGGCGAUACAAUCCGAAUGCCGGCAAAGAAGCAUAUGAAAGAGUCUUGAAGAACUACUUACCACGCUGUCCAACAGUCUGUCCAGAACAUAGAGCUGAGGUAGACUGCAAGCUGUGUCAUCCUUCAAUAGGAUAUUGCAAGCCAGGCUAUCCACCACGAUGUUACGAUCUUAUGUACCCAGGAGUUCUACCACCUAGCAGCGGUCGGAGGAACACAAAACGGUUCGGUGCAAGGCCAACAAUAGAACACAGGUGUUGUCCACAUGUUCCACUCAGGCUUAACUCUUUGGAUUAUAUUCAACAGUGGUAAAGAAGCACCAAGCUAACAACACCUGUGAUGUUUGGAUUCUAAUUUUCUGUCAGUUGUAUGUUCAAAAUGAACGUUAACCGUUAUCAUUUAUGUCAUCUUUUUAUGUAUCUUUACUGAGUUAUUAAAUACAAAUUAAUCCCUUAA